UAUUUCGAGCUCGAAGCAGGGGGCGGCGCUCUCUAAGAAAACCUGGGCCCGGCUUGACUUGGUCCUCAAUCGUAGUACGGCGAAGAGUCGAGAGGCAGUGUCCAUCCGAGGUGGAAGGAGCAGCUAACCAUCCUCUAGUGUUUGCCCGUGUGAAGGCCUAACAUCGCCGCAGACAUGCCGUUCAAGGCCCCAGAGAACCCCAAAUGCCCCAAGUGCGGAAAGUCCGUGUACCACGCCGAAGCUCGGGUGGUUGGCGAUAUUUCCUUCCAUAAGGAAUGUUACAAAUGCAGUAUGUGCAACAAGAUGUUGGACUCCACCAACUCCAACUGUCACGAGAAUGUCCUGUACUGCAAGACCUGCCACGGACGAAAGUUUGGACCCAAGGGAUACGGCUUCGGAGGCGGCGCUGCUGGCCUCAGCAUGGACACUGGCGCACACCUCGAGAAGAGGAACGAAUUGGCGCCUUACAAGCCCCCUAAAGCCAAGGCCGGCGAAGGAUGCCCUCGCUGCGGAGGCAAGGUCUUCGCUGCCGAGGAGAUGCUGGCGAAGGGCAAGAGCUACCACAGGACCUGCUUCAACUGCAAGAACUGCCGUAAGCCUCUCGACUCCGUGGUUCAUUGCGAUGGUCCCGAUAAAGAUGUCUACUGUAAAGUGUGUUACGGCAAAUUGUUCGGUCCGAAAGGGUACGGUUUCGGAGCAGGCGCCGGCACGCUGACCUGCGGCGAAGGCGAAGAGAUCUCCCCCAUCGUGCGUCCCCAUGGCAACCCAGACGCCAUUAUUCCCGCACACGAGGGUGAGACCCCUUGUCCUCGCUGCGGCGGCCGAGUGUUCAUGGCAGAGCUCAUGAUGGCCAAAGGAAGGCCAUUCCACAAGAAGUGCUUCAAGUGCCGCCAGUGCAAGCGCCCCCUGGACUCCAUGGUGCACUGCGACGCCCCCGACGGCGAGAUCUACUGCAAGCUUUGCUACGCCAAGAAGUACGGCCCCAAGGGCUACGGCUUCGCUGCCGGCGGUGGCGGUGUGCUCACUGCCGAGAACAUUCCCGGCGGUGAAUCCAUGCCCGGCGUGAACCCUGGAUCCGCGGUGCUGGACGUGAGCAAGAUCAGGGCCGAGGAUGGCAAGGGCUGCCCUCGCUGCGGCGGCAAGGUCUUCAUGGCUGAGGAGAUCAACGCCCGCGGAAGACCUUUCCACAAGCGCUGCUACAACUGCUGUCUGUGCCACCGCCCUCUGGACUCCAUGACGGGCUGCGACGCCCCCGACGGCGAGGUGUACUGCAAGCUCUGCUACGCCAAGAAGUACGGCCCCAAGGGUUAUGGCUUCGCUGCUGGCGGCGGCGGCGUCCUGGUCGCUGAGAACAUUGCCGGCGGCGAAGAAGACACCAAGAAGAAGCGCGCUGACCUGGGCCGCAUCGACACCUCCAAGAUCAAGGCCGAGGAGGGCAAGGGCUGCCCGCGCUGCGGCGGCAAGGUCUUCAUGGCUGAGGAGGUCCACGUCCGCAACCGCAGCUUCCACAAGCGCUGCUACAACUGCCUCCACUGCCACCGCCCACUCGACUCCGUGGUGGGCUGCGACGCCCCCGACGGCGAGAUCUAUUGCAAGCUGUGCUACGCCAAGAAGUACGGCCCCAAGGGUUAUGGCUUCGCCGCUGGCAGCGGUGGCGUCCUGGUCGCCGAGAACAUCCCCGGCGGCGGGACACAGAUGCCCGGCGUCAACCCCGCCUCGGCUGCCAUCGACACCACCUCCAUCCCCGCGGCGCCCGGCGAAGGCUGCCCUCGCUGCGGCGGCAAGGUCUUCACGGCCGAGGAGAGGCUGUCCCGCGGAAAGAAGUGGCACAAGCGCUGCUACAACUGCCUGGACUGCACCCGCCCCCUGGAUGCCAUGGUGUUCUGCGACGGCCCUGACGGAGAGAUCUACUGCAAGCUUUGCUACGCCAAGAGGUUCGGCCCCAAGGGCUACGGCUUCGCCGCUGGUGCUGGUGGCGUCCUUGUGCCGGAGAACAUUGCCGGCGAAGACGAGAUCUUCGACCCCGAGGCCCCCCCCAUCUCCAGGGCCCCCGCCUUUACGGUGCUCGACGUGACUAAGAUCCCGGCCAAGGAAGGCCAGUCUCGCUGCCCCCGCUGCGGAGGCGCCGUGUUCCAGGCUGAAUCCAUGCCCUGCAGGGGCAAGGAAUGGCACAAACGCUGCUACAACUGCUGCGAGUGCCAUCGCCCUCUGGACUCUAUGCUGUCUUGCGACGCCCCCGACGGCGAGAUCUACUGCAAGCUGUGCUAUGCUAAGCGCCACGGACCUAAGGGUUACGGAUACGGCCAUGUGCCUGCUCUUGUCUCCAUCGGCAGUGAAGAUGGCGUGCCCAUCCCGACCGACAUCAGGCAGUUCGGUUUCGGGGCCAAGGGACCCAAGAACUGGGUGCCCCCGAUCCCUAACGUGAACAACCCCAACCAGCCCCAUGGCCCACCCCCGUCCACCGCUCCCUCCAUCGGGGCACAGGUACAGCAUUCAAAGAUCGAGCCGCCUAAGCCUAUGCCUAUCAGCGCUGGCAUGCCCAUUCCUCGUGGCUUUGACUCGGUUGCACAGCAAGGAAGUCAGCAGGUGACAACCCAGCACGUGACCAUUCAGGGCGGCAGUCAGCAGGAAACGAGCACAAAGAUCAUUACCCAGCAGUCCUCCAGCAGCAGCAGCGUUCAGGAGUUCAGGACUGUAACACGGGUAGAGCGUGUGGAGGAAAGCAGGAGCAGGAGCGCCAGCAGCAGCAGCUCCUCCACUGUAACCCGCAAGGUGGUCCAGGGAGGCUUUGCUCAGGGCGAAGCUGUGCCCAUCGUCGCCGGAAUCCACAUGGAGGGGGGUGAGGCCGUGCCCAUCGUCGCCGGCGUUGUGCCCCAAGGUCCAUCAGAGCUUAUGCCUGACAUUCCCUCAGACAUGAUCUAUCCUGCAGAACCCAGCCAUGACAAUAUGGUUUAUCCUCCAGUUCCAAACCAAGAUGACAUGGUUUACCCUUCCGAGACUAAUGAUACUGAUAUGACUUACCCAGAUGCUAAUAUCCCCCCUGAAAUGCUUGGACAUCAGUCCUCCCUCUCUGCACAGCAACCUGACAUGAGUAUGCAACAGCAGUCUGACAUGUAUGGCCAACAAUAUGCUUUCGCCUCACAACAGUCAAGCAUGUCCUCUCAGCAGCAACAAUCUGUCAUGUCCUCGCACCACCAGUCCGUGUCUUCCAUGUCGGUAAAGAUGCAGCAGAUGCACAUGUCCUCCGAGUUCUCAUCCUCAUCCCAGUUUUCAUCCGAACCUCAACCCAUGCUCGAACCCCCAACCGGCUUUGAACCUGAGCCCGACUUUGAACCACAGCCUGAGUUUGAAGACCUGCACGACCCUGGGGAGGAGGCCAUGCACGAGGCCGCCUAUGAGGAUGACUACCUGCCCUCUGAGGACGCCGCUCUAUCUCCAGGUGAUGUAACAGAAGGCGUGGCCGACAUGUAAAGAGGAAGAUCAAGACGAGAACAUCAUUCAUUGUUGUGAAGCUCAACGAAGCAGUUGGAGGCUUUUCGACGAAGCAUUUCACCACUCUAAAAGGAUUCGAAUCUUCAUUAGAUGAUCUAACUCUCUUUUAAGAGACUUAGAUAUUAAUCUUUCAUGACAUUUAGUCUGCGAAAGAAUUCUUAAAGUCUGUAGCUACUUUGCUCAAAGAUUGGAUUUCUGUAAACUGAUGUAUUUUGAUUUUUAAAUUUGCUUUUAUUGGUGUGAAUAACGCAACUUUGAUGUUUUAUUUCAAAGUUAUUGUGAUGUAAUAAAAAUCAUGAUAUCAGUACUUAGAUUAAGCCCUAUAGACAAGUAUGAAUAUGCUUCCCAAGGAAAUGUUAUCAUUGGAACAACCUCGACAAGAUCGGUAAUAACCUUUUCCAGCAAGCACAGAUCCAUCGUCAUAAAUCACCAUGAAAACAAUCACACUAUAAACACUAAGGUAUUCCCUCUCAACGGAAAGACAACAUUCAUGUAAGUGGCCCUAUUCCGAACCCUGUCACUGAGGGUGGACACUGUACCUCGUAAAUAGGCAGUGCACGCGCGUGUGGCACGGCCUCGUCAGCAGCAACUUGCCCGCAUUGCCGAAGAACCGAGCACGAACGGGUACGGAGGCAAAGAGUUGGAGCCAAAUUAACAGCUGUAACCAACUCGCUGCUGAUUCGUCUUCGCAAGCAGUACUUCACAGUGACCUCUAAAGGCACGGAGGGAUAUCGUAAUGUCGAACGAACGAGCGAACCGCCGGGCGAACCCUGCUCCUGCGGCUGACGUAGGAUCGAAGUGCUGGUUCACGGGUAACCUGCGACCCACUCGGCUCAGGCGCUGGCGUUCGACCCACAGGUUGUUGCCAUGUUUAGGAAUUCCGUAGUUGUAUGAACUCUUCAUGAUUGUCUUCUCGUCCUUCGCCGGGAAAGCUUUUGUCGACGAUUAUGCCGGAUCGAAGGGUUUUUGUUUUUGUUUAUGCCAAAGCAACUCGUAGCCGAAACAUGGCGCCAAACAGAGGAAGGUUGGGAGAUCCGUUGUAGGAUUAGGUUAAAGUGACGAUCCUCCCGGUAUCCGGAGAAAUUACUUUCGCCUAUCAACGUUGUGAAAUCAUUGUACAAUAAUUCAUGCAGGGUACGAUGAAGAUAAUGAUAGUGUUUUGUUUUAUUAUUUUAUCACCAUUGCAGUUGCUUGUAGAUAGGUGUUCAGCUAUCUUCCAAAAAUCUGCAAACAAGCAAGCGUAUACAUUCAUUACUGUCAAUAAGAAAAUUUUAUUUAUUUUUUAGAUAAAUUAGCUGGAAUAGUAAAAUCGGAAUAAAAUUGUAAUUUAAGAUAUUUUAUUUCAUCUUGGUGAAUCACCGAUAUUUUUUCCAUUAUAAUUAGUAUAAACGACAUUUAUUUAUCGUCAUAUCCAACGAAUUCAUACAGAUGUAUGGAGUGAGAAUUUAAACAGAAAUAUGAUAAUGGCAUAUUGUAGUAGAUUAGACUUUUUUUCGGGGGGGAGGGGGUUGAUAAGGAAAGAGUAAGGCCCGCUGUCCGUGCGGGAACGAAACUCUGAUGUUUGUAUCUUAGUUUAGUCCACGAGAGUCUGCUCCCCUUUGGAACCGAGGGGACAAGCGCUUAGAAGGGAAGCAGAUUCUUCCCCAAUCGUUAAUCGUGUUCGAUCCUUCUAUAUAUACACAUACAUAUGCAUAAAUAUAUAUUAACAUUGUAUACAGUCAUUGUUUGCCUUGUACAAGAACCUCACUAUUGUUCGAUUUUCCUUUUCGACUCUUUUUAUGUACUGACGAUGGGUCUUGUAUGAAGCAUCUAUUUUUGAUUACCCGAAGAUGUCCAAAUCUCCAGCGGACCCGCCCGCAGUCUCAUGAUACCUCAUGGCUCGUGAUCGCCUCAUGAUCCUCUCAUUCUUUGUGACAAUUCACUGCCAUAUCCUGCCUUGUCGUAUGCGUAAGCUGUACUUCCUACCAUGAAGUAGCCAGAAAGCGAGCGAGAGAACGAGAGAAAGAGAGUAAGAGAGAAAGAAAGAGAGAGAGAGACAGAGAAGUAAUAAUCAUAAUCCAAUCGAAAAUGCAUGGCCUCUCUUGCGGGCGCUUCCUCGCCCAGCGACCCGCCCGCGUGGCUGUGGCGAGGGGGGCACCCGCAUCUCAGAUCCUCAGCCCUCAUCAGACAUGCCCGCGGGUAUGUCUCAUGCAGCGCUGCCGCUUUGGAGGUCUGGACGUUUUAGGUGUUCAGUGUGAUGGUUAUAUUGAUAAUCAUUCUUGCCAUUAUUAUUCAUGUAAGGUUAUAGAUUUUAUCAAGGUCAACUGGUUAUUUCAGAUUUAAACUUUGAUCCACUUAGUCCAUUGUUACGUCGUGUUUUUUGUGUUAGAUUAGAUUUGUUGCAAAUUCAAAUCUGUUAGCAACGAAACAAGCUUUAUAUGAAGUAUCUCACACUGUGCAUUUGUUUUAAUUAAAUAUUAAAUGUUUU
Messenger RNA from Penaeus indicus, 5959 nucleotides. RefSeq names its product muscle LIM protein Mlp84B-like. Gene Ontology annotation, biological process: muscle tissue development; sarcomere organization. Bases 175 to 3471 code for a protein of 1098 amino acids. The record is from RefSeq and is a predicted model, not a curated record. Gene Ontology annotation, molecular function: structural constituent of muscle; actinin binding. The transcript has 19 exons. NCBI's taxonomy places the organism in Eukaryota, Metazoa, Arthropoda, Malacostraca, Decapoda, Penaeidae. Gene Ontology annotation, cellular component: cytoplasm; nucleus; Z disc.